This is a messenger RNA of Knipowitschia caucasica, 255 nucleotides long. The record is from the annotation of a GenBank genome assembly. NCBI's taxonomy places the organism in Eukaryota, Metazoa, Chordata, Actinopteri, Gobiiformes, Gobiidae.
AUGGGUUGUGGGGGAGGGGUGGGGGGGUGUGGUGUUUUUGAGUGGUUGGGGGGGGAGGUUUUUGUAAUUGGGUGUUUAGUGGUAGGGACCGAGGACCGGGACCGAGGGCAGAGGGCGAAGACAGAGGACAGGGGCCGAGGAGAGGGGCCGAGGACAAGGGCCGACUCUCUGCUCCAGAUGAACCUGUUGAAGCCGGGGCCCCUCUGUCUGAGGCCUGCGGGCCCCGAGUUAAAAAGAGGAAAGUGUUUUCUCUGA